UUACAUAUAUAUAAACUUUUUUUUGUUCAACGCGUUACAUAAAUAAAUACUAAUUUCUAACAUAUUUUCUUAAUUUUCUCUUACCUUGUCCGAAAACCUCACAGCUCAAAAAAGAAUACCAAAAGGUAAAAAGAAAAUCAAUCUCCGCCGGUUUCCUCUCUCGCCGGGGUUUUGACAGUCGUCGUCACUGUUACAGCCUCGAAACCUUACUAUUUCAGUAAAAAAAAAAAAAAUCAAGGAACAGAGAUCUUUCGAUCUUCAUCCAUUCUCUCUUCUCCAUUUUUGAUGUGUAUAUAUAUAUAUAUUUUUUUAAUUUCUGUAAGAUCUCUGAAUAAAAAAAUGAGGUCGUCGUUGCCAUCAUAACGUGUAUUCGUAAAGCAGUAGUAGUGCUGAUGUAUUUGGUCACGACUAAGUCCCUUCCUCGUCUCUUCUUCUUCUUCUUCUUCUCCUUCCUUCUCUGACUCUCUCAAAUGCCCAUAACCAGUUUGGGCAACACGAUUCCUUGAGAGAAGAUUUGUUAAAUUAACAAAGCGUUUUCUUCUCCUGCUAAACCAUCUGGGGAAGAUCUGAAGCUUACCCUUCCUCUGUUACAGACUCUCAGGGAUCUGCCGGCUACAAGUCCGGUGGAUAUUGAUAUUUAUUAGACGAUGACGUCUAAUAAUCAUUUCACAAACAGUCGAUCCAAUCUAUCAACAAACUCCGAUGCUGCUGAAGCCGGGAGGCACCAGCAAGCUGUGCCUCCCUCCGUGACAUUUGCCCGGAGGACUUCCUCUGGACGCUAUGUCAAUUACUCUCGAGAUGAUCUCGAUAGCGAACUCGGAAGUGUUGACUUCACAAACUACACGGUCCACAUUCCGCCAACUCCGGAUAACCAGCCCAUGGAUCCGUCCAUCUCUCAAAAGGUGGAGGAGCAGUACGUGUCGAGCUCCUUGUUCACAGGCGGCUUCAACAGCGUGACUCGUGCUCAUCUUAUGGACAAAGUGAUUGACUCGGAGACCAGCCACCCGCAGAUGGCGGGCGCGAAAGGCUCGUCCUGCGCGAUCCCGGGCUGCGAUGUGAAGGUGAUGAGCGACGAGAGAGGCCAAGAUCUUCUUCCUUGUGAAUGCGAUUUCAAAAUCUGUAGGGAUUGCUUUGUGGAUGCCGUGAAAACGGGCGGCGGUCUGUGCCCCGGGUGCAAGGAGCCUUACAGGAACACGGAUUUGACGGACUUGGCUGACAACAACAAGCAGCAGCAACGGCCUAUGCUCCCUCCACCGUCGGGUGGCUCAAAGAUGGAGAGAAGACUGUCGUUGAUGAAGUCGACUAAGUCCGGUUUGAUGAGGAGCCAAACCGGGGAUUUUGAUCACAACAGGUGGUUGUUUGAGACCAGUGGGACUUAUGGCUACGGAAAUGCUUUCUGGACAAAAGACGGGAAUUUCGGGAGUGAGAAGGACGGUGGUGGCCACGGCAUGGGGCCGCAGGAUCUGAUGAGCAGACCCUGGAGACCGCUUACUCGGAAACUGCAGAUUCCUGCAGCUGUUAUUAGUCCUUACAGGCUUCUGAUAUUUAUCCGAAUUGUUGUUCUUGCGCUGUUCUUGAUGUGGAGGAUUAAGCACAAAAACCAAGAUGCGAUAUGGCUGUGGGGGAUGUCUGUUGUUUGUGAGCUUUGGUUCGCCUUUUCAUGGCUACUUGAUCAGCUUCCAAAGCUUUGCCCGAUUAACCGAGCUACGGAUCUCAAUGUUCUUAAAGAAAAAUUCGAGACGCCUACUCCGAGCAACCCCACCGGGAAAUCUGAUCUCCCGGGACUCGAUAUGUUUGUAUCCACAGCAGAUCCGGAGAAAGAACCUCCUCUUGUCACUUCCAACACCAUUCUAUCGAUUCUCGCUGCUGACUACCCUGUCGAAAAGCUUGCUUGCUAUGUUUCAGACGAUGGAGGAGCGCUCUUGACAUUUGAAGCCAUGGCUGAAGCGGCGAGUUUUGCAAACAUGUGGGUUCCUUUCUGUCGCAAACACAAUAUCGAGCCGAGGAAUCCGGACUCAUACUUCAGUCUGAAAAGAGAUCCUUACAAGAACAAGGUGAAGGCUGACUUCGUCAAGGAUCGGAGACGGGUGAAGCGUGAGUAUGAUGAGUUCAAGGUUAGGAUCAACAGCUUGCCUGACUCGAUCAGGCGCCGUUCUGAUGCUUAUCACGCCAGGGAAGAGAUUAAGGCCAUGAAGCUGCAGAGACAGAACAGAGACGAUGAGAUUGUAGAGCCAGUCAAGAUUCCUAAAGCUACAUGGAUGGCUGAUGGUACUCAUUGGCCUGGAACUUGGAUAAAUUCUGGUCCUGAUCAUUCUCGUAGUGACCAUGCCGGUAUCAUUCAGGUGAUGUUGAAGCCGCCGAGUGAUGAGCCGUUACAUGGAGUAUCUGAAGGGUUCUUAGAUCUUACAGAUGUGGACAUUCGUCUUCCGCUUCUUGUCUAUGUUUCGCGUGAGAAGCGACCUGGUUAUGAUCAUAACAAGAAAGCAGGAGCCAUGAAUGCGCUGGUCCGAGCUUCUGCAAUCAUGUCCAACGGUCCAUUUAUACUGAAUCUUGACUGUGAUCAUUACAUCUACAACUCUCAGGCUUUGAGAGAAGGAAUGUGUUUCAUGAUGGAUCGAGGCGGUGACCGGCUUUGCUACGUUCAGUUCCCGCAACGGUUCGAAGGUAUUGACCCAUCGGAUCGGUAUGCUAAUCACAACACUGUCUUCUUUGAUGUGAACAUGAGAGCUCUUGAUGGUUUGAUGGGUCCGGUCUAUGUGGGAACUGGUUGUCUCUUCAGAAGAAUCGCCUUGUACGGAUUCGACCCGCCUCGGUCUAAAGAACACCAUCCCGGAUGCUGCAGCUGCUGCUUCCCUCGCAAGAAGAAGAAGAGCCGUGUUCCCGAAGAAAACCGAUCUUUGAGAAUGGGUGGUGACUCGGAUGAUGAUGAAGAGAUGAAUCUUUCUUUGGUUCCGAAGAAAUUUGGAAACUCCACUUUCCUCAUCGAUUCAAUCCCCGUCGCCGAGUUCCAAGGUCGCCCUCUUGCGGAUCACCCGGCUGUGCAGAACGGGAGACCUCCGGGCGCUCUCACCAUUCCUCGCGAGCUUCUCGAUGCAUCCACCGUGGCAGAAGCCAUUGCUGUCAUCUCCUGUUGGUAUGAGGAUAAAACCGAGUGGGGAUCUCGGAUCGGUUGGAUUUAUGGUUCUGUAACGGAGGAUGUGGUCACAGGCUAUAGAAUGCAUAACCGAGGCUGGAAAUCGGUUUACUGCGUGACGAAACGGGACGCAUUCCGUGGCACAGCUCCGAUCAACUUGACGGAUAGGCUUCACCAGGUCCUCCGAUGGGCCACUGGCUCGGUGGAGAUCUUCUUCUCGAGAAACAACGCCUUCCUCGCAAGCCCGAGGAUGAAAAUCCUCCAGAGAAUCGCUUACCUAAACGUUGGAAUCUACCCUUUCACGUCCAUCUUCCUCAUCGUCUACUGCUUCCUCCCCGCGCUCUCCCUCUUCUCAGGCCAGUUCAUAGUGCAAACACUCAAUGUCACAUUCCUCAUCUACCUCUUAAUCAUCUCCAUCACGCUCUGCUUGCUCGCUCUCCUCGAGAUCAAAUGGUCAGGAAUCUCACUCGAGGAAUGGUGGCGAAACGAGCAGUUCUGGCUCAUUGGAGGAACAAGCGCUCAUCUAGCCGCGGUUAUCCAAGGACUGCUCAAAGUGGUCGCCGGGAUCGAGAUCUCGUUCACACUGACGUCUAAAUCCGGAGGAGACGAUGUAGACGACGAAUUCGCGGAUCUCUACAUUGUGAAGUGGACAUCGCUUAUGAUCCCACCCAUCACAAUCAUGAUGGUGAAUCUAAUCGCGAUCGCGGUCGGGUUCAGCAGGACCAUUUACAGUGUGAUUCCGCAGUGGAGUAAGUUGAUCGGAGGAGUGUUCUUCAGUUUCUGGGUUUUGGCUCAUCUUUAUCCUUUUGCUAAAGGGCUUAUGGGGAGAAGAGGAAGGACUCCGACCAUUGUCUAUGUCUGGUCCGGACUUGUUGCCAUCACCAUUUCUCUGCUUUGGGUCGCCAUUAAUCCUCCUGCUGUCGCUGCUGCAGACGGUACUUUCACUUUCCCUGGAUUUUCUACUUCUCCUUCGCCUUCGCCUUCUGCGAAUCCUCAGCAGCAGGCUGCUUCUCCUCCGCCGUCGACGGCUGGUACUGAAGCUUCUGCUCCUCCGCGGGCUCGGAAUGAUAACCCGAGGACGAGUUCCGGUGGUUUCGAUCCGGAGGCGCUGGAGCGAGGAGCUAAAGCCUUGAAGGAGAUCAACAAAUCCUCUUACGCCAAAAAGGUUUUUGAAAGUAUCAAGCAGCAAGAAGAGACAAAGCAAACUGAGUUUGCAGCCAAGGCGCAGGAGUUUAAAGCUUUGCUAGCCCAAUCUGAAACUGAGAGGCAUAAGGUCAUAUAUGAUGAACAGAAGAAACUUGCUCAGCACCAAGCACAGACGAAAUCGCAGAUGGCCCGUUAUGAAGAUGAUUUGGCAAGAAAGAGGAUGCAGGCAUGCGACUUUCAUUACAAUCUUAUAGAACAUAUGGAGUUUCUUUUAUUAGUUCUAACAACUUUUGUUGUGUAUAUCGUUUUACAGGCUGAGAAUGAGUUUCAUAGAGCAAGAAAUCAAGAACUUGUCAAAAUGCAAGAAGAAUCGGCAAUCAGGCAGGAACAAGCUCGACGAGCUAGUGAGGAACAGAUCCAGGCACAGAGGCGACAAACUGAGAGGGAGAAGGCUGAGAUUGAACGUGAGACAAUCAGGGUUAAAGCUAUAGCAGAAGCGGAAGGAAGAGCCCAUGAAGCAAGGCUUGCUGAAGAUGUAAACAGGAGAAUGCUUGUUGAUCGUGCAAAUGCAGAAAGAGAGAAAUGGGUUGCUGCCAUAAACACUACAUUCGACCAUAUUGGAGGCGGGUUGCGUGCAAUUCUAACGGAUCAAAAUAAACUGAUUGUUGCUGUUGGGGGUGCCACCGCUCUCGCAGCUGGAAUCUACACAACGAGAGAAGGUGCAAAGGUUAUCUGGAGCUAUGUGGACAGAAUAUUAGGACAACCAUCUUUGAUCCGAGAAUCGUCAAGGGGCAAGUACCCUUGGUCUGGUUCGCUCUCUCGUGCAAUGUCCUCAUUACGCGGAAAGGAGUCAGCAACCAAAAAUGGAAAAGGGUUUGGUGAUGUUAUUUUGCAUCCUUCCCUACAGAAGAGAAUUGAACAGCUUGCUAAUGCAACCGCCAACACAAAAUCGCACCAGGCUCCUUUCCGAAAUAUGCUUUUCUAUGGUCCUCCAGGAACAGGAAAAACAAUGGCUGCCAGAGAGCUUGCUCGUAAAUCUGGUCUGGAUUAUGCACUGAUGACUGGUGGAGAUGUUGCUCCCCUUGGAUCUCAGGCGGUUACAAAGAUUCACCAACUGUUUGACUGGGGGAAAAAGUCUAAGAGAGGCUUAUUGCUCUUCAUUGAUGAAGCCGAUGCAUUUUUGUGCGAGAGGAACAAAACGUACAUGAGCGAAGCCCAGAGGAGUGCACUAAAUGCUCUUCUCUUCCGUACGGGUGAUCAGUCCAAAGACAUAGUCUUAGCACUUGCCACAAACAGACCUGGUGACCUAGACUCCGCUGUGGCUGACCGUGUCGAUGAGGUUCUUGAAUUCCCGUUACCCGGAGAAGAAGAGCGAUUCAAGCUUCUAAGCCUCUAUCUAGAAAAGUACAUAGCUCAAGCUGGUCCAAGAAAGCCAGGCUUGUUCGACCGCCUCUUCAAGAAAGAGCAGCAGAAGAUCGAAAUAAAGGGUGUUACUGAAGAGCUCUUAAAGGAAGCGGCUGCAAAAACCGAAGGGUUUUCAGGUAGAGAGAUUGCGAAACUGAUGGCGAGUGUUCAGGCAGCUGUUUAUGGAAGCGAGGACUGUGUGUUGGACUCCAUGCUGUUUAGAGAGGUUGUGGAUUACAAAGUUGCAGAGCAUCAACAGAGAAGAAAAUUGGCUGGAACCGAUUCGAAGUGAGAUUUAGAUACAAGCUAAUCAGGUUGGUCUCCUCUUCACACUUUCGGAAAGAGGCAAACAGAAACUGUCCAGUUGUUUCGGAAGUUUAGGCAGAGAUUUGAAUCCUAUUGUUUCUCCUUUUUCGUUAAGGAGAGAGAGGUUUUGUACUGUGUUACUGCUCAGAUUUACUUAUUUAGCAGAGCCCAAACUAUAUAACUCGAAUAAAACACCCGCCUCACGUUACAUUCUGUUUCCCGAAGGCCAUACUAACGGGCUUUUGUGGGGCCGAUAUUAUUCACUGUAAAAGUCUUGUUGGGC
This is a messenger RNA of Thlaspi arvense, 6272 nucleotides long. The record is from the annotation of a GenBank genome assembly. NCBI's taxonomy places the organism in Eukaryota, Viridiplantae, Streptophyta, Magnoliopsida, Brassicales, Brassicaceae.